Molecule: messenger RNA, 4190 nt
Organism: Diospyros lotus (date-plum)
Lineage: Eukaryota; Viridiplantae; Streptophyta; Magnoliopsida; Ericales; Ebenaceae
Exons: 20
Coding region: 260-3910 (1216 amino acids)
Source: RefSeq, a predicted model, not a curated record
CCUCUUUCCAACGUCCUUCUCGGCUUUUCGGUUCGAGAUUCCCACCCGAACUCGCCCGGCAGACAGCGCGGCCGCGGCGGCGACGAUCUGGUGGUUUAUGGUGGUCGGGCGACUCUUCAGCUGCCGUCUCGUCGGAAGAUCAACCGCUCGUCUUCCCGCCAUCACCUCCUUUUCACGUCGCAAUUAGAUCUAGAGGAUUCCAGAGAACUUCUGAGUCUCUCCGGGAUUUUCUGGCGAGUUGAGGUGAGAGAAUUGGGAGAUGGAGUCAAUACUAGCUCGGGCCUUGGAGUACACGCUCAAGUACUGGCUCAAAUCGUUCACCAGAGAUCAGUUCAAAUUGCAGGGCCGCACUGUGCAGCUCUCCAAUUUAGAUAUAUAUGGAGAUGGUUUGCAUUCCAGUCUUGGAUUACCGCCGGCUAUGAAUGUCACAACGGCGAAGGUCGGAAAAUUAGAAAUUAUGCUCCCAUCAUUGAGUAAUGUACAAGUAGAGCCCAUUGUCGUUCAAAUUGAUAGGCUUGAUCUGGUUCUAGAAGAGAAUGAUGAUUUGGAUGCAUGUAGGAGCACAAGUAGUGCACAACCAUCCCCCAACUCUGCAAAAGGAAGUGGUUAUGGAUUUGCCGAUAAGAUUGCAGAUGGAAUGACUUUACAAGUGCAUACUGUCAAUCUGCUACUGGAAACUCAUGGCGGUGCUCGACAGAAAGGAGGAGCAACUUGGGCAUCGCCAAUGGCCUCUAUUACCAUCCGCAACCUUUUGCUCUACACCACUAAUGAGAAUUGGCAGGUUGUCAAUCUGAAGGAAGCAAGGGACUUUUCCAGUGAUAAAAAGUUCAUUUAUGUGUUCAAGAAACUUGAGUGGGAAUCUCUAUCUGUUGACCUUCUGCCACAUCCCGACAUGUUUGCUGAUGCUCAUUUUGCCUCUUCUCAAGAAGGAUCUACCAAGAAAGAUGAUGAUGGGGCAAAACGAGUGUUUUUUGGUGGGGAGCGGUUUAUUGAAGGAAUUUCCGGACAGGCUUAUAUCACAAUACAAAGGACAGAAUUAAAUAGUCCCCUGGGUCUUGAGGUCCAGUUGCAUAUUACUGAAGCUGUUUGUCCUGCUUUAAGUGAACCCGGAUUACGUGCUCUUCUCCGCUUCUUUACGGGCCUAUACGUUUGUCUAAAUAGAGGAGAUUUGAAUCCAAAUGCUCAACAGCGUUCUACAGAAGCAGCAGGCCGUUCUCUUGUCUCUAUUAUCGUGGACCAUAUAUUUCUUUGUAUUAAAGAUGCUGAAUUCCGGCUUGAACUUUUAAUGCAGUCGCUUCUCUUUUCUCGGGCAAGUGUUUCUGAUGGAGAAAAUGUCAAAUACUUGACACAUGUGAAGAUAAGCGGACUGUUUCUAAGGGAUACCUUUUCACAUCCUCCAUGCACCUUAGUGCAACCAUCAAUGCAGGCUGCUAGCGAAAGCUUUCUGCAUAUCCCUGAGUUUGCUAAGAACUUUUGUCCUCCAAUAUAUCCCCUGGAACACCAACUGUGGCAAUUAAAUGGUCAUCCUCUAGUAUGCAUCCAUUCUCUUCAGGUCCAGCCCUCCCCAGCCCCACCAGCCUUUGCAUCACAAACAGUUAUCAAUUGUCAGCCUCUUAUGAUUCACCUUCAGGAAGAAUCAUGUCUAAAAAUUGCUUCCUUGUUGGCUGAUGGAAUUGUGGUCAAUCCUGGCACUGUUUUACCAGACUUCUCAGUUAACUCCCUCAAAUUGAAUCUUGUGGGUUUAGAUAUAACUGUUCCUCUGGACAUGCAAAACCCAAUGUCUCCUGUGGCUGAUGGCAGCACAAAUUUUCAGAGCUCUUUUUCUGGAGCAAGGCUUCAUAUUGAGCAUUUGUUCUUUUCAGAAUCACCUUCACUAGAGCUGAAGCUGUUGAACCUGGAGAAAGAUCCUGCUUGCUUUUGUCUUUGGGAGGACCAGCCCAUCGAUGCUAGCCAGAAGAAAUGGACUACUGGAGCCUCUCUUAUCAGUUUGUCUUUAGAAACAUGUGAUGACUCUACAGGACUUCCUGUUCAUCUGGAUUCAUCUUCAGGCUUGUGGAGAUGUGUUGACCUGAAAGAUGCUUGCAUUGAGGUGGCCAUGGUAACUGCAGAUGGUAGCCCAUUAAAAAGUGUUCCUCCCCCAGGAGGACUGGUCAGAGUUGGGGUUGCUAGUGAACAGUAUUUGUCCAAUACUUCAGUUGAGCAGUUAUUUUUUGUUUUGGAUCUCUAUGCCUACUUCGGUAGGGUCAGUGAAAAGAUAGCUAUUAUUGGGAAAAGUAGCCGACUGAAGAAAACUAAAAAUGAACUUUCAGAUGGAAAACUAAUGGAAAAGGUUCCUAGUGAUACUGCUGUAAGCUUGGCAGUGAGGAACCUUCAGCUAAGAUUUAUGGAAUCAUCAUCUGUAGAUAUUCAGGGCAUGCCACUGGUUCAGUUCCUUGGAGACAAUCUAUUUGUCAAAGUUACUCAUAGAACCCUUGGUGGUGCCAUAGCUAUUUCAUCCAGUUUGCGUUGGGAGAGUGUCCAGGUGGACUGUGCAGAUACUGAAGGUAAUGUGGCAGAUGGUAAUGGUACACUGCCAAAUCAUACUGAAAAUGGUGUGCUCAGGGCUGGAAAUGGAUGUCCUCAGUUGAGAACAGUCUUUUGGGUGCAAAAGAGACUGAAACGUCUAUCAAAUGGUAGUACUCCGCUGGUUCCUUUUUUGGACAUAAGCAUGGUGCAUAUAGUUCCAUUCAGUGCACAGGAUAUGGAAUGUCAUAGUUUGAGUUUGUCAGCUUGUGUAGCUGGUGUUCGACUUGGUGGAGGAAUGAAUUAUGCUGAAGCCCUCUUGCACCGAUUUGGAAUAUUGGGGCCAGAUGGUGGUCCUGGUGAGGGGCUUACUAAAGGGUUGGAAAAUUUGUCUGCUGGGCCUUUGUCAAAACUUUUUAAAGCAUCACCUCUUACUGUAAAUGAGCUCCAAGAGACUAUGAUCAAUGGAACUUCAGAUGAGAAUGAAAACGUUUUCUUGCAAUUGAGUACACCUGAUGAUGUGGAAUUAUCUAUUGAAUUGAAAGAUUGGUUGUUUGCUCUCGAAGGAGCGCAGGAGAAUAUAGAAGUGCGGUCCUUAUAUUAUAAUAAAGAUCUUCAGAGAGAAGAGAGGUGCUGGCACACAACUUUCCAAAGUUUGCGUGUCAAAGCAAAAAGUAAUCCAGGUCAUGUGGUGAAUGGCAAAGAAAAAUUACUUGUUCCCCUGAAAUGUCCUGUCGAAUUGAUAACGGUUGGUGUGGAAGGUCUGCAGAUAUUAAAGCCCAAAGCACAAAAGCACACUGUACAGGAUGGAUUAACUCUGGAAGGGUUUAAAGACAUAGAGGUAUGCGGUGGGGUAAAUCUGGAAGCUCGUGUGGUGAUAUCUGAAGAUGAUGCCCAUGAUGAAAUGAUUAGAUGGAUGGUGGAGAACUUGAAAUUCUCUGUUAAAGAUCCGAUUGAGGCAGUUGUGACAAAGGAUGAGCUGCAACACCUUGUUGUGCUGUGCAAGUCUGAAGUUGACUCAAUGGGUCGCAUAGCUGCUGGAAUCCUGCGGGUUCUUAAGCUUGAGAAGUCCAUCGGUCAGGCAGCAAUCACUCAACUAAGCAACCUUGGAAGUGAGAGCUUCGACAAGAUUUUCAGCCAAGACAAGCUUAGUAGAGCCACCAGUCUUGGCAGCACUGGCUUCAGUCCACCGGCAGCGCUCACUGCUGGAAGCCCACGCUCAACCUUGGUGUCGACAGUAGCUGCGCUUGAGCAGGUGGUCCUGGACUCUCAGGCAAAAUGCGAAUCCCUGUCAACUGAAUUUUACAGUUCAGAACAUUCCAGACAACACCUUGCUGAAAUUAAACAGCUCUCCCAGAAACUUGAGAGCAUGCAGAGUUUACUAACACGGUUGCGGACUCAGAUCUGAUGGGGCUGUUCCUCGUCAUUCGUUUCAUUACAAUUUUGGGGCAAGCAAGUCAUAGAGUGGUCAUUCUUUUAUGUGUAACAUUCAUAUACACACACACACACACACACAGAGAGAGAGAGAGAGAGAGAGAGGUAUGUUUAUAUGGGUGGGUACAGGUAUAUGUUUGAGUGUAUGUAUCAACUAGGCAAAAACAAGAUGAUCAUAGAGAUAGGUCAGGAAUUUUGUACAAGCCUGUCAGUUAUGUCAUUGAAAUGUAAAGAAUUUUUCUUUUUGGUGAUUC